UCGCAGGGAUCCCAGCCGGAGUGAGGGGAGGGAGUUCUGGUCGCUCACGCUUCGCAGCUAUGGCGCCUCGGGGCCGCGCCCAGUCCCCAGUUUGCCGGCGGAGCCUCAGCUCUUUCCUCUGCUCACUCCGACCGUGAGAACCCGGGCGGCUUCGAGGGAGCGGGGAACGCGGCGGGCGCCGGGGACCAUGAGGAGCGGCCGGACCCGCGAGGCGGACAGCAGAGGGUGGCGCGGCACCUGCUGAGAGAAAAGAGGGAGCGGCCGGGCUCCGCGCCGCCGAGGUGCGGCGGAGGCUGGUCCGCGCCUCGGCCAUGUCGCUGCUCUGUGUGCGUGUUAAAAGAGCCAAAUUCCAGGGUUCACCAGAUAAAUUUAACACAUAUGUGACCCUGAAAGUCCAGAACGUGAAGAGCACAACUGUAGCAGUUCGUGGUGAUCAGCCUUCCUGGGAGCAGGAUUUCAUGUUUGAGAUCAGUCGUCUGGACCUGGGCCUAAGUGUGGAGGUGUGGAACAAGGGACUGAUAUGGGACACAAUGGUGGGCACCGUGUGGAUUGCACUGAAGACAAUCCGUCAGUCGGAUGAGGAAGGGCCCGGGGAGUGGUCUACACUGGAGGCAGAGACGUUAAUGAAAGAUGAUGAGAUCUGUGGAACUAAAAAUCCAACUCCUCAUAAAAUCUUGCUUGAUACAAGAUUUGAGCUGCCUUUUGACAUCCCAGAGGAGGAAGCCAGAUAUUGGACCUACAAAUUGGAGCAAAUCAAUGCCUUGGCAGAUGAUAAUGAGUAUUCUAGUCAAGAAGAAAGCCAGAGGAAGCCAUUACCCACUGCUGCCGCCCAGUGUUCCUUUGAAGACCCUGAUAGUGCCGUUGAUGACCGAGACAGUGACUACCGCAGUGAGACCAGCAAUAGCGCCCCACCUCCUUACCACACGACUACCCAGCCCAACGCUUCUGUACACCAGUUCCCUGUUCCUGUGCGGCUGCCACAGCAGCUCUUUCUUCAAGGCAGUUCCCAUGACUCUUGCAAUGACUCUAUGCAGAGUUACGACCUUGAUUAUCCAGAGCGUCGGGCCCUCAGAUAUCCUCAAAAAUAUAACACAAUAGAUAGGAGGAGAAAAAAACCCUUGUACAGCCAUUCUGAAGAUAAUGAAAGAUGGCAUUAUAAUACUAAGAGUAAUUCUAAAUGUGCAUUUCCUGAUACUGAGAAUUCUGCUCCUUACCACAUUGAAAAGAAGAAACUAAACUAUCCGAUUUUGUGCCCUUACAAAAAUGGAUUUGUGAAGAGCAGCACCUGGAACACAGACUUGGAAGGCUAUGAUUAUGGUCUGCCCUAUUGUUUAAGGAACUAUGGAAAUGUUUCUGGCUCUAACUGCUCUGUCACUAAUUUUACUCCACUAGAUAUUUUUGAUGACUCUACCAGCAGUACUUCUGAAGAAAUUUUAGGUUCCCCCAUUUCUGAUGAGCAGGAAAGUAUGUCACCAACAUGGCACUCAUCCAAUGUCAAUCAUAUGGGAGACUUUUCUGAAGAAUAUUAUGUAGCAAAUUCAGUAUUGCCAUUACAAAGGAUGAACUGUAAUGUAAACACAGUUGGAGAUUUGUCCAGAUGCUCCAUGGAAGAUAUGACCCCUUCCUUUGUUGAGGGACCCAAAGAGAAAUAUGUUGACACAAUGGAUGAGCUUCAGUGUUUGGUGGAAACAGUGUCAGAAUAUUUAGCAGAGAAGGAAGAAGAGAUUAAUAGAUUUGGUUCUCUUUCAAAAACUAAAGAACCACAUGAACACAAUACUGCUGUUGCUAAUGCAGAACAGAAAACAUCUGAGAAUCAAACAUCGCCUUUAACUGUUACUCAGAAUGCCAAGGCCAAGGCUAUAUCUUUCCCUGAGCUGAAUGGGGUAAAGUGCGCUGUUGGUUCUUUAUUCAGUUCACUGACAGAAAAGGUAGGUUCAGGCACAAAGCAUCUUACGACCUCUGUGGAAAAACUAGUUCAUUCAGUUCCAGAGAAAAAAGAAACUCAGAAUCAAACAGAGACAGUUAGUUUGGGACCUAACCCCAGUGCCAUCUCCUUAUUGGAGAAGGACCUUUCUGCACAGCCUUUAUUAUCCUGUCAAACAACUGAUGAUAAGGAUGCUGUCAGACAUGGCAGAACCUCUGAGAAUGAGCACCUAGGUGAUAAGACUAAAGGGGAGAGCUUUCAGGACAGCACAGAAACUAUUAGAAAGGACUCUGCUCCACAAACUCAGAGUUCAAUUGUGAAGUCUGUUUUCAGCAAGCUGAAUCCAUUAAAGAUAUUUUCCGAGAAAGAGGAAACCAAAAGUGAAGAUCAUAGCAAGGUAUCGAGAAGGGAAAGCACCGAAGGGUGUGGUUCUGAGUCAAAUCAAAGUGAGGAUCUCCUGGACAACCAGAGUAGUAGUCUUGCUGAUCUAAUUAGAAGUAAAAGGGAAACUGCAGAUCUCCAAAUGCAAGAAAGGGAAGAUUUGCCGUCCUUACAAGUGGCCGAUGAGCCUUCAAACGUAGCUAGUAGUAUCGGUAAGAAAGGUGGUAUGGAGAGUCAAUUGGAAGGAAAACCUUGUGUAGAGCUUUCUCUAUCAAAAGACCAACCACAACAAAGUGCCAAAGAUACUGUGGAGCGUUGUGGUGUAGCUGGCAGUACCUUUGCAAAUCAGGAAUCUUCUACAAAAGCAUUAGAGGAGGACAAGGUUACCAGUGAUGAGGAUUUCCUUGAGCCACUAAGAAAAUCAUUCAGUCAGCUCCUGUUCACUUCUCCUGAGAGCUGUAAAAAGGAGACGUCGUCAGAAUCUGUAACAAUUCUUAAGCUGGAGGAAGAUGGACAGGAAAGAGAUGCUAAGAAAGAUGGACAUUCAUUUUCAUUUAGCAGAAAACUGCAUAUUCCAUUUUUCAAUAUUCUUAGCCAUUCUGAAAAGCAUCAGGAUGUAAAAGAGAAAGGAAGCAUUUUCCCUCUGUUUAAAUUUCCUCUCACAGACAGUCAUAGCACUGUUAAUAAUCAGAGUUUUCACAGCUCAGUAGCAACCACUGAUAAAGAGGUCCAACAAAAUUGCCACAUGGAUACCAGACUUAGUUCAGUAAAAUCUAGUUCAUUUCCAAAUAUUCAUAAUCAUCUAGAGAAACUGGGUAGUACCGAGGAAUUCAGUAAGAAUGACCAAAUAAAUUGUCCUGAAGAUGUUAAAUGUAAUUCAUUAAAAUCUAGUUCAAUUUCAAAUAUUCAUAAUGAUCCAGAGAAACUUAACAGCAUAGAGGAAUUUAAUAAGAGUGACCAGACAUAUUGUUCUGAAGAUGAAAAACAUAACACAAUGAGGUCUGACUCAACCUCAAGUAUUAAUAGUGAUUUUGGGAAAUGUGGGAGUCUGGCGGAAUUGAACCCAAGCAGCCAUGCAGCAGUAGAGCACUAUGAAAAAGCUGACCCUGAUGAUGUGCUUAAAGAACAACACAUAACUGUAGCGCUCUCAGAAGAAGGUGUGAAUCUUACACAAGUGGCAUUUCCCUUGAUGUCAGACUCUUCAUUGGGGCUUAUUUCUGCCACUUCAAAAUCCACAUUGGUUAAUGACAUUAAUGAAGACAAAGUUGAAAAUGAAACUUCUGACAAAGGAACCCAAAGAGGCUUCCUUUCUGUCAUUUUAAGCAAGUUUGCUUCUCUAGAAAACAUGCCUAGUCAACAGGAAUUCAACUUGAAAAGUGACAGUUCCCACCAUAAGAAUAAUACCUCAAGCUCAUUACUCUCUGGAAUAUUUAACUUGAUAACAAAUAGCAGUGUGAACGAUUAUAAUCCAGUUGAAGCAAAGUUGAUAUCUUUAGAGGAUGGACGUAAGCAUUUAUCUACAGAUGAAGUCCCUGCUGACUCGUGGGUGACUUCUGAGAACCUGAGGAGCCAGGUUGAAAACAAUGUAGCUUCUAGCUUUAUAAAAAACUCUUUGUCAUUAUCAAAAGAAACCAUGCCAUCAUCUGAUGGUUGGGAUAGUAAUCAUAUUUGCCCUCCUACAUGGGAAAACCAGGAGAGUGAAAAACAUUGCCCUUCUGAGAACAUACUGUGUUGUACUGAACAGGAUCCCUUAGAGAAAUCUUUGACUAAGAGGCCAACACCAAACCAUAUUCUUGAGAUAAAACUACAUGAAAGGUCAAACAAGUUAAGUUCACCAAUACAAAAUACUAACAUUUUAAGUAAAUCAAACCAUUAUCAAGCCUUUGAUGAGGACUGUUUAGAAUGGGGACCUGAUAUAAAAGAUUUCUCCAGAAACUCCAGAAGACUUCAGCCAGUUUAUCAUUUGUUGAAUCAAAAUACAUUUCCAUCAGCAGAUGCUUUCUUGUGGCCUGACUCAGAAAAUCCAGUAAUAAAUUUGUGCCAAAAAGAUCAAAAUGCAAAUAUAUUUGAGUGGGGCACAAAUCCAAACAGCGUCAUUUCAUGUGACUUACCAUAUGAAUCAUUCGACCAGUUAGCAUUUAAUGAAGGUUACUUAUUAAGAGGUGAUAUGUGGGCAGCCGACUCAUGUGGAAAUUCUGGUUAUCUUCCAGUUAAUGAGACCAAAAAUUCUUUAGAAGAAUUGCCCAUUGAUUUAAGUUACUCUUCAGAUUAUGAGAAAAUUAUGUGCUCUUUGCUACAACAACAAUCAUUAGGAAUGGAUGAAAACUUGAUCUUUUCAAGUUUUGAUUAUGAGUAUCAGGAGUGGUUAUCAUAUCUUGAAAAUGGAGUUUGGUGGCCCUCGGAGGAUGGGAAUUAUGGAUAUUAUAUGUUUCAUGAUGGUCAGUAUAUAUACUCUCUCCUCACUGAUUCUACUGGGCAGUAUGUAUAUUUAUUUAUACCUGAUUAUUAUCAUGAAUAUUUGAACUAUAAUUUACAAACAGAUGCUCUCCCAAGCAUUAUGUUAGAUGACAACACUAUUUCUGCCCAUAGUCUUCAAGUUCUUGGCAAGGAAGAUAAUUUAUUAUGGUAUGCUGAAGAAGAACCAGUUGAAGACCCUCUUGACUUAUCUGUAACUUUGCCGAGAAAUGAGAGGUCAUUGUAUGUAAAUCUAGAGACCUUUUCUCAAGUAUUUGAGUCAAGUUUUGACCAAAGGGAUAAGCCAUUAGAUUUUUCAGGCUAUAAUUCUCAAAAGUUUAAAAGAGAUUUUAGAUCUUUCAUAGGGAGACCCUAUUGUUCAGAAGAUCUUGAGUGUAUAUUGGAUCUUAGAAACAAGCCUGGAACUAUGAGCAAUCAUACCUUAAAUGGAGGCACAGUUAUACAGAGAGAGAUGAACUGGACUUUGCCUAAAAAGUCAUCAGCUCACCUUUCCAGGUUCCAUUUCCAUCAGUCAUCUUCUGACGAACCUUCCUCUUUAAUUCAUCCCGAGAGUAUGACUGAAAGUUUACAAAAAGAAGAAACCCCACCAGUGAACAAACUGACACCUGUGUUUUCUAUUUUGGGCACCCUGAUUAGAAGUAGUUUGAAUUUUGACAAGAGUGAUUCUGUAGAUGGUUUGGUCAUACAGAAAACAGAUCAGCAAUCAGAGUUAUCUGAACCCAUACAUGAUAGUCUUCACUCAUUAAUCUUGAGUAAGCAAUUAUCAUGUCACUCCAUAAAGGAGGACGAAAGUCAUCCUGAGGAUUUGGAGAGGCAGAUGGUAUACAGUGUUCAGCAACCAGAGUUUACUGACAGUAUAAAGCAAGAAUUCUCUUUACAUAAAAAUGAUCACAUGGAUAAAGAAAGUUUAUUAAAAGCUGGCUUUCAAGUAAGCCAAACAACUCUUAAAGCUAAGACAGAUGUAGAAGAUGUUAAAAUUAUUACAGCAAAGUCCAUUGUAGAUCCUCUUGCACCACAGCUUAGUAAAGAUGAACAUAAGAAUUGUGAACUUCUGCAAGACCAGUUUUCCAAAGAAUCUGACAAAACUUUGCUUACAAGUGCACUGAAACUCUUUGGUUGGGAAGAAGGAUCAUCAGUAAGUACAGUAACAAGUGAGAAACCAGCAUCUGGAAUUUUGAACCUCUUUAAAACCCGGGUGAAUAAGGAAGAAUCACCAGACUUGGAAAAGAUUGGUGAUAAAGGUGGAAAGAUUUCAUCUCAGGAAAAGAAGGAAUCUUCUGGUGUUGCAAAUUUUUUUGGAACCCUUGGCGAUUUCUUUAAAACCAAUGUGUGUCUCAUGCAGACAACUGAAAAUAAGUCUGUUUCUUUAGUGACUGAUGAGGAUGAAAGAAGGUCAAGUCCUAACCCUUUACAUCUAGCGCAUCAGGAUACAGGAAAUUUUCCUCCAUUACCAGUCCCCUCAAAAAAGAAGGUUAGAAUUAGAAGUCUGACCAAACAGACCACCAUUGAUGACAAUGGGCUGAGAGAACCAUUAACCAGGGAGAUGCAGAGUAAUGGUUUGAAUGAAAAAGAGGUACCUGUCAGAGAUCACCAGGUACAGCAAUCAACAAGUCCACCUGUCUCAACAGGUGGUUCCAAAGAGUCUCCCAGAGACUCUUCAAAAGGAACUGGUGCCGUAUCUACAGGAACUGAAGUUCCAAGAAAUAAUAAGUCUUUUGAUGCUCUGAGUAGAAGAAAUACAAAUGAACAAGAUAAUUUUCCUAACCAAGAAUGGAAAUUUUCAACUGCUACACCUGCAUCCCAGCAAGAAUUGCCAUCCAGAAGGAAUAUAUUUUCUUUCUUAACUGGAUCUGAAAAAUCUGAGAACAAAGCCUCUGCAGCUCUCCCAAGGGCCAGAUCUCAAGCAGAAGGGCUGUUCACUCUUCCUUCCUUUUUCUCCACAGCUAGCUUAAGCACCAAGAAGGAUGCCUCUCGCAGCAGCUCUGCUUUCAGUUUGUUUAACUUGUCCUUUUUGGAGGAGAAGCAGCAGUCUUCUGAGGAGAAGCAAAGCCUCUCAGCUAUUGCUCCAGUAACUGCCCAGCCUUGUAGGAGGCCAGUAGUUUCUGUAGACACAGGAGAUGUUAUGACAAAGGAAGAUUCUACCGCUCAUAAAGAAAGCAUAGUCCACCAAGUAGUUUAUGAAGAGCAGAUGGCUCCUGGUGUAUCCACUAACAGCACCACUGAGCUUACUACCUCCCUUGUAGACAAGCUCCAUAUAGAGAAAACCCAGGAAAAAAUGAGUUCCAGUAAAGGAGGAGCAGAAGGAGCAACUGCUUUUGAUUUUCAGGUGAAUCAGUUGCCAGCCAGUGUUGCUCCUCUUUUACCAGAAUUUCAGGAACAAGCCCUGGGGGUAGCUCCUCAGGAAGAAGGGGUUUUCCACCAGGAAACCUCCUCCAGGGACUCAGCAGCUGAGUCUCUUUCUCGUGACAAUGGUUUGAAUGAGAAGCUCAAUGAUCUAGAUGUUUGUACUGAACACCAAAAUGAAAGAUUUACCACUGGCUUAUUGAACUUGCCUUUGGAACAUGGCUCUGACAGUCUUUCAACACAGAUCCUGGAUUUACCUGCUUCUCCAGACCCAGGGCAUACAGGGCUUCUACAGAACCAAGAUGCAGAUAAAUUAGAAGACAGAUCAGUAUUAGGCUCCAAAGUAGAAAUGAUUUCAGGGUUUGUGACCAAAGUAAAAUCCUUUUCUGGGUCCUUAAUUGAACAGCCGAAGACUUUUUCUGGAUUUUUUUCUACUCCUAAAUCUCCAAAGAAAAAUUCCUUUUUUUCGUUUUCCUCUGCUGCAUCAUCUCAGCCCCUCAAAACUGAGCUGUUUGGAAUUUUCAGAAGUCCCAAACCAGAAACAAAUAAGCAAGAACCAUCUGUGAGUACUUCAUGCUUUCAGAGUGGUUCUUCCAGAGACCCUGUAGGAUCAAUUCUUCCAAAAAGCUUGCCUGGAGAAGCUGCCUGUGCAGGACUCAAUUCAGAGUCUGCUCUCAGUGCCUGUAGCAUAACUGUGGUUGAUGCAAAGUCAGAAUCAGAUCCAUUGACAGAUGACCCUAAACUAAUACCUGAAAUGGAGAAAAAUAUUUCUGAAAGUAUUUCAGAACCCCCAUGUUUUGAAGUACUUGCUACUACGUCUUCUGUCUCAGAGGAUGAUAUGGGACAAGGAAUAUUAUCUUUGAGUGAUGAAGGAGACAUGGGGCUUUUGCAGGGCACAGACACAGAGGCCUCACUGGAAGCAGAGCACAUUCUUCUUCCAACACAGCUACAGUCAGAUCCUGCCUGUAUUGCUGAAGAGCUUCCCCCUUCAAGCCAACCACUUCUUGAACUCGAGCCAGAGCCAGAGCCAGAGCCAGAGCCAGAGCCAGAGCCAGAGCCAGAGCCAGAGCCAGAGCCAGAGCCAGAGCCAGAGCCAGAGCUUCUGACGGCCAGCACAAAUCAGGAGUACUUUGGGCUUGUAACUACUUCUGUAGAAACUAGUAUUUCACUGUUUGAUGAGGCAGGAGCCAGUGAGAAUACCACACUAGAAACACAAGGAUAUCAUUCCUGUCCUUUGCAAGAGGAACCUGUGCUUUGUCUCAAAGAAAGUUCUAGUAUACAUCAUGCCCCAAAAGAUCCACCUGUAGCCCCCCAGGAAACAGAGCAGACAAGACCUCGUUUUGAGAUCCCAAAUAUGGCUAGUUGGCCAAAGCUUCACUUCCCAUCCACUCCUGACCAUGGGAAAACACUGAGUUCAAUCUUUAACCCCUCUAGCUCCUCUGGUAACAUGGCAGCAGAGACUGGCUUAAUGUCAGGCUUUAAGAAGUUGUCUACUCUCUUUGAAGGAGCUAGUGAGGGGAAAGGAGUUAUCCUAGGAAAUGAUCCAAAACUGGUUUUUGGAAAGAAACUGGAUCUUUCUUUUCCAUGGUCAAAAGAGAAUAAAGGAGACCCAGAGCAGAUGCCUGCAAAGUCAUCUCCGGUUUUGGUUGUUAGUGAUGAUCAGGACCUUAUCAUCAGCAAGGCUAACAAAAUUUCAGAGUCUUCUCAAGUACCUAGUGGUAGUCCUAAGUCAGCUAACAUCUGUACGCUGCCCUCUGGGACCACAGAACAGUUGGUGGCCAAGCCAAGUGACUGUGCUCAGGAGCUUUCAAAGUCUGGUGAAGUGGAAAGGCAGCUGGAAUUUUCAGCACCUGAAGAACACUGGGGUGAAGACAGCAACCUGUCUGGAUCUGCUCGUCCUUCAGAGAAACACAAGGAAGAACACUGUGCUCAGCCAGCAAAGCAAGAAGAGAUGUCUGCUAGCACUAGCUCUAUUUUGAAUGUGGGGCAGCUAGUCAUUCCAGAGGAUACCAAGGAAACAGUAACCAACAAAAGCCCUACCAGCAGUAGUAGGUAUGGCUCCUCCUGUAAUGUGAGUCAAGGAAGCUCUCUGCUGAGUGAGCUGGACCAGUAUCAUGAGCAAGAUGAUGAUGGUCGGGAGAGGGACUCCAUUCAUUCUAGUCAUAGCUAUGGCAGCCUCUCCAAAGAUGGCCAGGCUGGUUUGGGAGAACAAGAGAAAGCCUUGGAAGUGACAUGUGAAUCAGAAAAAGAGAAAACAGGUGAAUCCAAGGAGAUGAGAGAUGAUGCUACAAUCCACCCUCCUUCAGAUCUGGUGCUGCAUAAGGACCAUGUCCUAGGACCCCAGGAGAGUCUUCCUGAGGAGACCGCAUCAUCGCCAUUUACCCAGGCCAGAGCACACUGGUUCCGAGCGGUUACCAAGGUCCGACUCCAACUGCAGGAGAUUUCAGAUGAUGGUGACCCCUCCUUGCCUCAGUGGCUCCCAGAAGGGCCAGCUGGAGGGCUCUAUGGCAUUGACAGCAUGCCAGAUCUACGAAGGAAGAAGCCACUGCCACUUGUCAGUGAUCUGUCACUGGUCCAGUCACGGAAAGCUGGGAUUACAUCUGCUAUGGCUACACGUACCUCUCUCAAGGAUGAAGAACUGAAAUCUCAUGUGUAUAAGAAAACUCUGCAGGCCUUAAUCUACCCCAUCUCGUGUACCACGCCCCACAACUUUGAGGUCUGGUCUGCCACUACACCUACCUAUUGCUAUGAGUGUGAAGGCUUGCUCUGGGGCCUUGCCCGGCAAGGCAUGCGCUGCAGCGAGUGUGGAGUCAAGUGCCAUGAGAAGUGCCAGGACCUGCUCAAUGCUGACUGCCUACAGCGGGCUGCUGAAAAGAGCUCUAAGCAUGGAGCUGAGGACCGAACUCAGAACAUUAUCAUGGCCAUGAAGGACCGUAUGAAGAUCCGAGAACGGAAUAAACCAGAGAUCUUUGAGGUUAUCCGGGAUGUGUUCACAGUGAGCAAAGUUGCGCAUGUGCAGCAGAUGAAAACAGUAAAGCAGAGUGUCCUGGAUGGCACCUCCAAGUGGUCAGCCAAAAUUACCAUCACGGUGGUUUGUGCCCAGGGCCUACAAGCCAAAGACAAGACAGGAUCCAGUGACCCUUAUGUGACUGUGCAAGUUGGGAAAACCAAGAAGCGCACCAAGACCAUUUUUGGAAAUUUGAAUCCUGUUUGGGAAGAGAAGUUCCAUUUUGAGUGCCACAACUCUUCUGAUCGAAUUAAGGUACGCGUGUGGGAUGAGGAUGAUGACAUCAAGUCCAGAGUAAAGCAGCGGCUAAAGCGAGAGUCAGAUGAUUUCCUUGGCCAAACUAUCAUUGAAGUUCGAACGCUGAGUGGAGAGAUGGAUGUCUGGUACAAUCUGGAGAAGAGAACAGACAAGUCAGCUGUCUCAGGGGCUAUCCGACUUCAAAUCAGUGUGGAGAUCAAGGGGGAGGAGAAGGUAGCCCCAUACCAUGUACAAUAUACAUGUCUCCAUGAGAACCUUUUCCAUUACCUCACAGACAUUCAGGGCAGUGGAGGAGUCUGGAUCCCAGAGGCUCGGGGGGACGAUGCAUGGAAGGUGUACUUUGAUGAGACAGCCCAAGAAAUUGUGGAUGAAUUCGCUAUGCGCUAUGGCAUCGAGUCCAUUUAUCAGGCCAUGACGCACUUUGCAUGUUUGUCAUCCAAGUACAUGUGUCCUGGUGUACCAGCCGUGAUGAGCACCUUACUGGCCAACAUCAAUGCCUAUUAUGCUCACACAACUGCCUCCACUAACGUCUCUGCAUCUGAUCGUUUUGCAGCCUCCAACUUUGGUAAAGAAAGAUUUGUAAAACUGCUGGACCAGCUACACAACUCACUGAGGAUAGACCUCUCUACAUACAGGAAUAACUUUCCUGCUGGGAGCCCUGAGCGGCUUCAGGAUUUAAAGUCUACAGUGGAUUUGCUGACCAGCAUUACUUUCUUCAGGAUGAAGGUGCAAGAACUUCAGAGCCCUCCAAGAGCCAGCCAGGUGGUAAAGGACUGUGUGAAAGCCUGCUUGAACUCUACAUAUGAAUACAUCUUCAACAACUGCCAUGACCUCUACAGUCACCAGUAUCAGCUGCAGGAACAACCUCUAGAGGAACCAGGGCCCAGCAUUCGGAACUUGGAUUUCUGGCCCAAACUUAUCACACUCAUUGUUUCGAUCAUAGAGGAGGAUAAGAAUUCCUACACACCUGUUCUGAGCCAGUUUCCUCAGGAGUUGAACGUAGGAAAAGUCAGUGCAGAAGUGAUGUGGCAUCUGUUUGCUCAAGACAUGAAAUAUGCACUGGAGGAACACGAGAAAGACCGGCUGUGUAAGAGUGCUGACUACAUGAACCUGCACUUCAAGGUGAAGUGGCUCCACAAUGAAUAUGUGCGCGAUCUGCCUGCCCUCCAGGGGCAAGUGCCUGAGUACCCAGCGUGGUUUGAGCAGUUUGUGCUACAGUGGCUAGAUGAGAAUGAAGAUGUGUCACUGGAAUUCCUUCGUGGGGCCUUGGAACGAGAUAAGAAGGAUGGGUUCCAGCAGACAUCAGAGCAUGCCUUGUUUUCCUGUUCUGUGGUGGAUGUCUUUACACAACUCAACCAGAGCUUUGAGAUCAUCCGGAAGUUGGAAUGUCCAGACCCCAACAUCCUUGCCCACUACAUGAGAAGGUUUGCUAAGACCAUUGGGAAAGUGCUGAUGCAGUAUGCAGACAUCUUAUCAAAGAACUUCCCAGCUUACUGCACAAAGGAGAGACUGCCCUGUAUCCUGAUGAACAACAUGCAGCAACUGAGGGUCCAGCUGGAGAAAAUGUUUGAGGCCAUGGGAGGCAAAGAGCUGGACUCCGAAGCUGCAGACAGUCUGAAGGAGCUGCAGGUGAAACUGAAUACAGUUCUGGAUGAGCUUAGCAUGGUGUUUGGAAACAGCUUCCAGGUGCGGAUUGAUGAAUGUGUUCGACAAAUGGCUGACAUCCUGGGCCAAGUUCGGGGCACAGGGAAUGCAUCCCCUAACGCCAGGGCCUCGGUGGCUCAGGAUGCAGAUAGUGUGCUGCGACCUCUCAUGGACUUCCUGGAUGGCAACCUCACGCUGUUUGCCACUGUGUGUGAGAAGACAGUUCUGAAGCGGGUCCUGAAGGAGCUCUGGCGGGUGGUGAUGAACACCAUGGAGCGGGUUAUUGUCCUGCCCCCACUCACUGACCAGACGGGCACCCAGCUGAUCUUAACUGCUGCCAAGGAGCUGAGCCAGCUUUCCAAACUCAAGGACCACAUGGUACGGGAGGAAACACGGAAUCUCACUCCAAAGCAGUGUGCUGUCCUCGACUUGGCCUUGGACACCAUCAAGCAAUACUUCCAUGCAGGAGGCAAUGGUCUGAAGAAAACCUUCCUGGAAAAGAGCCCAGACCUGCAGUCUCUGCGUUAUGCCCUCUCUCUGUAUACACAGACUACAGACACUCUCAUCAAGACAUUUGUGCGCUCACAGACUGCCCAGGGGGCUGGUGUGGAUGACCCCGUGGGAGAAGUCUCUAUUCAGGUGGACUUAUUUACACAUCCUGGCACUGGGGAGCAUAAGGUCACAGUGAAAGUGGUAGCAGCCAAUGACCUCAAGUGGCAGACAGCGGGUAUGUUCCGGCCUUUUGUGGAAGUGACCAUGGUUGGCCCACACCAAAGUGAUAAGAAGAGGAAGUUCACAACCAAGUCUAAAAGUAACAACUGGACUCCCAAGUACAACGAGACGUUUCACUUCCUCCUGGGAAAUGAAGAGGGUCCAGAGGCCUAUGAAUUGCAGAUCUGUGUGAAGGAUUACUGCUUUGCCCGGGAGGAUCGUGUGAUAGGACUGGCAGUGAUGCCCCUGAGGGAUGUGGCAGCUAAGGGCAGCUGUGCCUGCUGGUGCCCACUGGGCCGGAAGAUCCAUAUGGAUGAGACAGGCAUGACCAUUCUCCGGAUUCUGUCUCAGAGGAGCAAUGACGAGGUAGCCCGAGAGUUCGUGAAGCUCAAAUCAGAGUCUCGAUCCACAGAGGAAGGGAGCUGACCAUCUCUACCAUCUCUGCCUUGUGUGCCAUCCAGACAGCACCUACUGCCCAGAUCAGUCAGGGAGAGUUAGCUGUGUAGCUAGCUUAGAGUCCUUGUAGUCAAAUGGCUGACUCUCCCAGUUAGGAUGUCUAAGGAGAAAAUUGGGGCAGUAAGACUAUGGCUUUUCAGAGAAACGUGCUGAAUCCCCAACAAGUAGUCUGUGGUGCUAGAAGCUGGGCUGUGGACGCUACUUCAUGGAGAGGUUUUUCCAUAAAUAGAGAGGGACAGACAUUUCCAAGGAUGUCAGCUCUUCUUGGUAGACAACUGUCCAUUCCACUUCCCACUUCCACCCUUCUCUAAACCACACUUUGUCCAGGUAGGCACUUAUGUGCUCCUCAUUAGAACAUGUUUAGAAUGCCUGGAGCUUGUACCUGGCUGACUCCAUGAUCCACAGUGACGACUGGCCAGAGCAGGAACACACAGAGUGGAAUUCACUGUCACUUGAGCAGCAGGACUGGUUUGUCUGGCUUCAGUGAGAACAAGGCUUGGAAACUGAACAAGAUACCUUCUGCAGAGGCACUGAGCUAAUUCCUUUGCUCAGAAUGGCUGUCAUAAGUCAAAGCAGGUUCACAUGGUGCUUUGGAGCCCUUAGCAGAAUAUUUCUUUGGAAUCCAGGCACCAGGGGUCUUAUCUGCCCAGAGUACUGCCAGCUUCCUACUCCUGUAAGCAGGGAGUGAUGCUUAGAACACACACACACACACACACACACACACACACACACACAAUCUUAUAUGUAUAGACUUGAAGGCCAACUAAGGAUCCAAAGAUAUUUUCUUGAGUAGUCCCUGAACAAAGCCAAAAAUAAUGGAAAAUGGUCUAGAAAGAAUUGUUCUCACCUAUGGUCACAACCUUCCGGCUGUCGUCCUUGCAGAAAACAUCUAGUCUUUGGCCUUCCUCUUUUCUUUGUGAUCAGCUGCUGUUCCCCACGGAUUGGCCAAGCAUAAAGGAGGAGCUUGGACUAUGAUUCCUCUGUAUGCAUUGGAUGGAGGGGACCUGAGGGCUUGCUGGAAGGUCAGAAACAAACCCUUUCAGCAGGUCAGAUGAGCUUCCUGGACCCUUGCUCAGAAACGUGACUUGAUCUUUGGAUUUCCUGAUAGUAGCCUGAAAUUGCUAAGGACUCUACAUUGUCCACAAUGCGCCAGUCAACACACGAAACAAACCAAGCAUCUUUGCUGUUUUUAAUUAUUAUAUGUGCCAUUAUUAUGGGAAAUUAUAGGGUAGACUUUAAUAAAUUAUCUUAUAGCAGC
Messenger RNA from Mus musculus (house mouse), 14457 nucleotides. It is a transcript of the gene Unc13b, whose product is annotated as unc-13 homolog B. The coding region runs from base 312 to 13169 and encodes 4285 amino acids. The transcript is spliced from 40 exons. The record is from RefSeq and is marked validated. Gene Ontology annotation, cellular component: synapse; cytoplasm; calyx of Held. Gene Ontology annotation, biological process: chemical synaptic transmission; synaptic transmission, glutamatergic; regulation of short-term neuronal synaptic plasticity. Gene Ontology annotation, molecular function: calcium ion binding; phospholipid binding; diacylglycerol binding. Lineage: Eukaryota; Metazoa; Chordata; Mammalia; Rodentia; Muridae.